This is a messenger RNA of Penicillium macrosclerotiorum, 2976 nucleotides long. RefSeq lists its product as uncharacterized. The record is from RefSeq and is a predicted model, not a curated record. The coding region runs from base 1 to 2976 and encodes 991 amino acids. Lineage: Eukaryota; Fungi; Ascomycota; Eurotiomycetes; Eurotiales; Aspergillaceae. The transcript has 3 exons.
AUGCCCAUCAAGCUGCCAAAGGGGUUCGCCCGGAGGAAGUCCUCCGGAAACGUCCUUGAAGAUGUCGACGGGCACCCUCAACCCUCUUUCCGCGUAUUUGAGCGCCCAGGAAACCCUCAACGAUCCAUGACAGACGGCGACCACCUGACCAAACGCAUGAGUGAUGGCCAUAUAGUGUCCUCAAUGCUAGAGGAUUCCGAUAACAUCUUCGCCGGCACUGAACACGCCUCGAGCAAAAAUCGGUAUGACCAUGAACAUGACCGUCCCCGGACGAUGGAUUCGCUAAGGAAGCGACUGACCGGUCACCACCGUCACAGCGGUGCAACGUAUGAGAGCUCAGGCUCGACGCGGCUCAGCUCCUCGUCCACCCAGCCGUCCUCCACUGAGGUUCCUCCCCCCGACGAUGCCUCUUCUCCACAUUCGAGAAUCCACGACAUCCCCGCUCCUCCCCCUCCCCUCGCCGGGGCCCUGCGCGCCGCAGGCCGGACGUUUUCAUUUGGCGGCCGAUUUAGCAAGAACUCGACACCCCCUGCUCCCCGCAUGGCGACACCAGAUACGUCAUCCAGGGAGCGAACUCAUACAAGUGGCACAGACGAGACGGCCACCCCACCCAGAUUACCGGACUCCCAGUUACAAUUUGAUUUGAGCGCAGGGGGUGAUGACGAUUUCGGAAAAAUGUUUGAUCAUUUAGGUAAACGGAGUAGUGCCAUCUUGCGGGACCCUUCUCCACAGCGGACUACUCAGUACUCUUCGUCCCCGCCAACGCAGGCCUUGCCAGAAUUCAAAGCCUCAGACAGCCGGGCCACUCGUCCCGCUGCCAUCACCACAGACCGAUCUGUCCCCGUCGAACCAUCCCCUUAUUCGUGGAGUAGCCAUCACUCCGAUGAAAACCUGCUCAAGUCCCCGAGCAGCAGAAUGGUUACCUCGCCCUCUCAGUCUACCACUGAGACUUUUACUGGAGUUCGCAAGCCCUCGCCAUCCCCCGGACAAAUGCUAGGUACCACGGCACCUCACCGUGGCAUGGAGAAAUCGACACGACGACAAUCGGGUGGACUUCGAAAGAGCGGGAUCUAUUCAGCGGAACACAAUUCGCGUGCCCUUGAUGACGAGGACGCACGAUUGGUUCGGCAAUCUAUUCUGUGGACCAAGGAAAACUCUCCACCGCAUUGGAGCGAUGGCGCAUCUCCGUCGAAUGGAACACCGCUCCUGGACAAGGGAAAGUCUACCAGUCCGUCAGGUCCCUUGAGUCCAGCGGAAGAUAAUAUGUUCGCGCAUCGCCCUUCACCUGCUCCUAGUGAUCACGGCAUGGAUGAUGUACGACUGGCUGUUCAAUUCGCGGAAAAUCUUCCGAAGACAGCCUCCCCACCUGGUAACAAGGUGAUGACUCCGUCCCAAUUCGAGCAUUAUCGCCAGCAGCAGGAGCUGCGACGUUCCAACAGCGAUGCUUCUAAGAGUGAUGAUGAAUCCGAACACGAGGAUCUUGAAGAUGAGCAGGAUGAAGUCGAGAAACAACGCGAGACCGAACGGCAGCGCCGGAAGCAAGAGGCCCACCUCUCUGUAUAUCGUCAACAGAUGAAGAAAGUCACAGGCCAGCAAACCCCCUCGCCGUCCCUUCGUCCUGUCAUGACCGGGGCCAGCAGCAGCACCCCCAACUUGGUAAUCAAUCGGCUGUCCAACCCAGGUGACAAGUCUUCGAGCGGAAAGAGCAGUAAUGAGGAUGAUGACGACGAGGUCCCGCUGGGCAUUCUUGCGGCACAUGGAUUCCCCAAUCGCAACCGCCCACCGACUCGCUUGACCAACGCCAACUCCAACCCCAAUCUCCGCGCCUCGAUGGCUCAUCCGUACGCGUCGUCCGCUGCCUCCCUUGUGGGUGGUGAGGCAGGCAACCGGGGCAGUCUGCCUGUCUUUGCCAGGAAUCUACCUCGCGAUCCCUAUUUCGGUGCUAGCCUGGUGAAUCCAUCCAACCGAGAAUCUUUGGCAUUGGGCGGUGGUUCGGGCUCGGUAUAUGGCGGGCCUUCCUCUCCCGUGCCUCCGGGGGGUCUCAUCAAUGUAAUUGCGAACGAAGAGCGACAGAAGGCAAUGAGGCGAGGAAGCCCUAAUGCUCAGGCAAUGAUGCAUGAGCAGCAGAUGCAGAUGCAGAUGCAGAUGCAGAUGGGAGGUGGCAUUCCUCGACCCUAUUCCAUGAUGGGUCCACCCCCGAUGUCGCCUAGUGAACAGGCCAAUGUUCAACUGUCCAAUCAGAUGGCCGAUAUGAUGCGGCUGCAGAUGGAAUUCAUGGAAAAGAUGAUGACCCUGCAGGGCAUGCAAGGCACCCCCUCCAAUGAUGGCAAACGGCAUAUGAUGGGGGGUAUGCCAAUGCAGGGCGGUGCCAUGCGGCCACCAUCAAUGGCUGGCGGUCCUGCCAUGGCCCGCCCCGCUUCGGUAAUGGGUGGUCAUCCCAACAUGGGCAUGAGACCAGCCUCCCUGCACUCCGCAGCCGGUGCUAUGCCGCCUCAUGUUGAUCAGCGUACUCUCAGCAUGAUUGACCCCAAUAUUGCCGCCCGUCGCGGUUCGCCCAUGCCGCAUCUCCCACCGGGGCCCCCCUUCCACUCGAACACUGGCAGCUAUGCCCCAUCUAUUGCACCCUCCGAGCGUAGCAAUACUGGCCUGGCUUCUCGAUACCGGCCCGUCUCUGUCAUGCAAGGAGAUUCCGCCCAUUCCAUCUCGUCAUUGAACAAGGGCUGGAACGAUGAAAACCUGCACCGCCAGUCCCAACUGGGCCUGCCCAAAUCUUCAUCUCUUGCCACUGUAACUGUCCGGCCGAUGUCACGAACGAGUGAAGCUCCUGGUGGGCAACGCCCCAUGCAUGCCUCGGAUGAAGACGACGACGAUGAGGGCUGGGCCGACAUGAUGAAAAAGCGCGACAAGAAGAAGAGUAGCUGGAAGUUGAAGCGUGGCACUUCCUCUUUCGGCGAUCUUCUGAGCGCUGUGCAUUAA